This is a messenger RNA of Humulus lupulus (European hop), 1078 nucleotides long. Its product is annotated as copper transporter 1-like. The record is from RefSeq and is a predicted model, not a curated record. The transcript has a single exon. Gene Ontology annotation, biological process: copper ion transmembrane transport; intracellular copper ion homeostasis. Gene Ontology annotation, molecular function: copper ion transmembrane transporter activity. The coding region runs from base 391 to 864 and encodes 157 amino acids. NCBI's taxonomy places the organism in Eukaryota, Viridiplantae, Streptophyta, Magnoliopsida, Rosales, Cannabaceae. Gene Ontology annotation, cellular component: plasma membrane.
GCCAAGUUUUGAGAACGAGCAUGCUUCAUGCAGUUUUCUGUCUGACAAGACCAUAUUUUGGUCCCGGAUCGAUUUCCAUGGCUUGUAUUCAAAUUAUUUUGAUAUUUUUGUCUACUUAUUAUUUUCACUAAUUUAUGUACUAAUUAACUGCCUGUGUAGUACUAUUUUUAUUUACCUAAAUUAACUCUAUGUUUUAGGUGUAGUACUAAAUCCAAAAGCAUCUAUACCAAAUAAACAGCCACAACCUCUCAUAAUAAAUAGUACCACUCUCAAGAAAGUAACGCCUUAAUUUCCAAACAACCAUAACAAACUAAACCCAUUUCUUCUUCAAGAAAACCAAAUCAACCAAGAGUACAGUACUGCUUCUGUUCUUCUCAUAUAGUGGAUCAUAUGCCUGCGGGUAUGGAUAUGUCACCGCCGUCGUCGUCGUCGUCGUCAUCACCCAUGAGCAACGGCACCAUGAUGGGUGGCAUGGGACACAAGAUGAUGAUGCACAUGACCUUCUUCUGGGGCUCACAAGCCGAGAUUCUCUUCUCCGGUUGGCCUGGUUCUAGGCCGGGCAUGUACGCCUUGGCCUUGGUUUUCGUCUUCUUUCUUGCCGUCAUCGUCGAGUGGCUUUCCCACUGCCGUCUCAUCAAGUCCACCGGUUCCCGGGUCGCUGCCGGUCUGUUUCAGACUCUGCUGCAUGCGGUUCGGGUUGGUUUGGCUUACAUGGUCAUGCUUGCUAUCAUGUCUUUUAACGUUGGGGUUUUCUUGGUCGCCAUCGCCGGACACGCCGUCGGGUUCUUGAUCUUCGGAAGCAAGCUCGUCAAGAAAGAGGAAGCCGAGAAGGUGUCCUCUGAUCUUCCACCCAUGAGUUGUUAAUUUUUCUUUUUUUUAAUUAAUUAAAAAAAAACAGCUGCUGGGUCUUUUAUAGAGUUGAUUAGGGUUCUAAUGUUCCUUUUUAAAAGAAAAAAUUAGAUGUAAUGUAAUCUCAUCCAUAGAGUAAGAGUAAUAUUGUGUUUGAGUGUGUAAAAACUUCUUUAUGAAGCAACCCUUAUUUUUAAACUUUUUCAAAUAUAUCGCAAACUUGAUGUUC